AUGGAGUCUUUUGGAAGUUUGUUUGAUGAAGAAUGGGAAAAUUUGAGCAGAAUGUUCUCUGGUGAUCAAGAUUCAGACCAUUUCCCCAGCCAUGGCUUGUUUUCAAGUGAACAUGAUGAUCAUGGUUUGAACUUUGAAACUCCUUCCAUUGUUUCAUCUGUUAUGGCUGAAUGUUAUAAUGAUAACUCAUCGUUCAUCGAUCAUCGUAUUGCUUCUGAAAAUAUUAACCCUAAUUUCUACCAUUAUUUCUCUCAAGAAAGUAACAUCAAUGGAUGUGCAGCUUAUGAUGGUGCAGUCUCUCUUCCCUACCCAUCUAAUUCUAACAUUACUCCUUUACCAACAAAUGGUGUUUGUGAUGAUGAGUCAGUCAGUCUUUUUGAUGAAAACAAUAACAACUCAUCAUUACUAGCCCAAGUUUUUUCUGAGGAUUCCAUGGAAGAAAUUCUAUGCUUGAAAGAAGAUGUCAUCAUGGAGAAUUCAGUUUCUCCAUCGGUAUCAAUUGCCGAUCAGCGCAAGCAUGCUCCCGUCAAACGGAAGAUUGAAACGUCAGAAUCUCCAAAGGUAGUGGUAGACAAAGUCAACAACGAAAUACCCAAUAAGAAAACUAGGGUUUCAAGAUCAGAUAAUAAAAAUAAGAAGAAAGUGCAGCCUAAGAAUAAACAGAAGGUGAUGGCUCCUGCUACUGUAAAUGGCAAUGGGAACAUUGACGGGCUAGAAGACACUAACAACAACAAAGGAGGAGGGAAUGCACCAACAGCAAGUUCAUGUUCUUGCAGUUCGGAGGACGACCUGAGUCUUUCUCAAGACCCGAAUGGAUCAGGUGGUGUUAACUCCAACUGGAAAACAAGAGCCAGUAGAGGUGCAGCAACUGAUCCACAAAGCCUCUAUGCAAGGAAAAGAAGAGAGAGGAUAAAUGAAAGACUGAAAAUCCUUCAGAACCUGGUACCAAAUGGGACGAAGGUUGACAUUAGCACAAUGCUUGAAGAAGCUGUCCAUUAUGUGAAGUUCUUGCAGCUUCAAAUUAAGUUGCUGAGCUCCGAUGAGAUGUGGAUGUAUGCUCCGAUAGCUUACAAUGGGAUGGACAUGGGUCUGUACCAGAAGCUUCAAAUUUAG
Molecule: messenger RNA, 1113 nt
Organism: Cynara cardunculus var. scolymus (artichoke)
Lineage: Eukaryota; Viridiplantae; Streptophyta; Magnoliopsida; Asterales; Asteraceae
Product: transcription factor bHLH84-like
Exons: 4
Coding region: 1-1113 (370 amino acids)
Biological process (GO): regulation of transcription by RNA polymerase II
Cellular component (GO): nucleus
Molecular function (GO): DNA-binding transcription factor activity, RNA polymerase II-specific; protein dimerization activity; RNA polymerase II cis-regulatory region sequence-specific DNA binding
Source: RefSeq, a predicted model, not a curated record